CACCUCCACCUCCCCCGUGCUGCUACGUAAGGUAGGUAGUACACACUAGAGGUACCUGCCUUCCUGCCCAGUGCUACACCCUAAAUGUGGCGGCGCCGUGGUCUCGUGAGCCUCCGGCUUCGUCCCGGUUGCCUCGACUCCGGUCCCACGGCCGUCCCACGAGCCGCAAUGCCCGAUGCCUGAGCUGCCCGUCGCUCCUCUCUCUCUUGUUGAACGUCGCUCUAGCUCAACUCCGCUCAGCUCCACGCUCGCAGAUCAAUGGCCGCUGUGCAUGGGUUCCUUCGGCCGGCGUGCCCUCUCCCUCGGCCCAGCGCCUAGCCACGGCCAAUUGCUAUAAUAGCUCCUCCCCCAGCUUCUUCUUUUCCAUCUCCAGUCCAAGCCAUCUCUCAUCUUCAUUCCUCAAGAGUCAUCCGAAGAGUCAACUCAUACACGCCCUUCACGAUGCCUUCCUUCGUCGAGACCCCCGUUACCACCGAGAUCCCUGGCCCCGUCUCCCGGGCCAGCACCAAGCGACUUGAUGCCAUCUUCGAUGCUCGUGCCGUCCACUUCGUUGUGGACUACAACAAGAGCAAUGGCAACUACAUUGUCGAUGUCGAUGGCAACAAGUACCUCGAUGUCUACGCCCAGAUUGCCUCCAUCCCCGUUGGUUACAACAACACCACCCUGAUCGAGGCUGCCAAGUCCCCCGAGAUGGCCUCCGCCCUCGUCAACCGCCCCGCCAUGGGCAACUUCCCCUCCGACCAGUGGGUUGACAUCCUCCGGGACGGCCUCAUGAAGGUCGCUCCCAAGGGCCUCAGCUACAUCUUCACAGCUCAGUCCGGCUCCGAGGCCAACGAGCUGGCCUACAAGGCUGCCUUCAUGCUUUACACCCGCCGCAAGCGUGGUGAGGGCGUCGAGUGGACCGAUGAGGAGACCAAGUCUUGCCUCAACAACUCCAAGCCCGGUUCCCCCGAGCUCGCCAUCAUGAGCUUCCAGAACUCCUUCCACGGCCGUGGCUUCGGCUCCCUCUCCACCACCCGCUCCAAGGCUGUCCACAAGCUCGAUAUCCCUAGCUUCGACUGGCCCCAGGCUCCUUUCCCCGCCCUCAAGUACCCCCUCGCCCAGCACACCGAGGAGAACGCCGCUGAGGAGAAGCGUUGCCUCGAGGAGGUUGAGCGCCUCAUCAAGUCGUGGCACCACCCCGUGGCCGGUCUCAUUGUUGAGCCCAUCCAGAGCGAGGGUGGCGACAACCACGCCUCGCCUGCUUUCUUCCAGGGCCUCCGUGAGAUCACCAAGAGACUCGGUGUCGCCCUGAUUGCCGACGAGGUCCAGACCGGCUUCGGUGCCACUGGUUCUUUCUGGGGUCACGACCACUGGAACCUGAGCUCUCCCCCUGACAUGGUCACCUUCUCCAAGAAGGCCCAGACUGCCGGUUACUUCUUCGGUAACGAGCAGAUCAUCCCUGACAAGGCUUACCGCCAGUUCAACACCUGGAUCGGCGACCCUGCCCGUGUCAUCAUGUGCAAGGCUGUCAUCAAGGAGAUCCUCGACAAGAAGCUGGUUGAGCAGACUGCCCGCGUCGGUGGCCUCCUCUACAACCAGCUCGAGACCCUCGCUGCCAAGUAUCCCGAGUACAUCCAGAACCUCCGAGGAAAGCACCAGGGCCACUUCAUUGCCUUCGACACCAAGGACCCUGCCUCUCUCGUCCGCUCCAUGCGCGCCAUUGGCGUCAACAUCGGCACCUGCGGCACCCACACCGUCCGCCUCCGCCCCAUGCUCAUCUUCGAGGAGGCUCACAUCCCCAUCCUCGUCAACGCCCUCGACAAGGUUAUCGGUGCUCUUUAGGCGACUGGUUUCGAAGAAAAAGUGGCCUGUCAGGACGGAGUUUAUACCAUCAUGUUAACUAGCGUGCAUUUGUUUAUGAGGAGAACUGUGGGAAAAUAAGGGUGAUGAUGAUUUGAUACGGUAAUACCUGGGUAUGGGAACAGACGAGUGUCGUAUAAGACGAAGUAGUUCUACGCCGGGCGUACAUUUUCAGGAAAUGGGAAUACAUGAAGUUCUACCACGGUUCUGGAUUUCUGGUGAAGGUCAAUCGGCUCGUUUUGAGUUAUUUUUUAUUCACCUCAUCACUCCU
This is a messenger RNA of Ilyonectria robusta, 2113 nucleotides long. RefSeq names its product aminotransferase class-III. Gene Ontology annotation, biological process: GABA catabolic process. NCBI's taxonomy places the organism in Eukaryota, Fungi, Ascomycota, Sordariomycetes, Hypocreales, Nectriaceae. Gene Ontology annotation, molecular function: pyridoxal phosphate binding. The record is from RefSeq and is a predicted model, not a curated record. Bases 442 to 1824 code for a protein of 460 amino acids. Gene Ontology annotation, cellular component: mitochondrion. The transcript has 4 exons.